CAGGAAGGGAGCGGAGGGCGGGCGCGGAGCCGCAGCUCCUCCUCCUCCUCCUGCGCCCCGGGGCCGGCGGCGCUGGGAGAGGAGCGGCAGCGGCGGGGCCCCAUGCGGCGGCCGGGACGGCGCUCUCCGCCGCCCGGCCCCAGCAGCAGCAGCAGCAGCCGCCGCCGCCGAUGACCUGGACCAGCAGCAUGAGCAGCGGCUACAGCAGCCUGGAGGAGGAGGAGUCCGAGGAGUUCUUCUUCACCGCCCGCACCUCCUUCUUCAGGAGGCCGCCGGGCAAGAGCCGGGCCGCCCCGCAAGAUGUUCAGAAGGAGAGAGAACCUCAUGUUUGUCUCAGUAAAGAAGAAGUUAAAGAGAAGAUACAAAGCUAUAAUUCAUCUGUCACUGAUAAAUUAAAGAUGACCUUGAAUGCGAAUGGGAUUUACACUGGCUUCAUCAAAGUUCAGAUGGAACUAUGCAGACCGAUCACUGUGCAGUCUUCCCAGAGCCAGGGGAGGUGUGCUCACGGCAAUAAUGAAACUGCUUUUUACUUGCCGGAUGGCUGCGUGAAUACCCUUCACAUCAGCAGCACCAAUACUGUUCGUGAAGUUAUUGAGGCCUUGCUCAAAAAGUUUUUCGUGGCUGACAACCCUGCAAAGUUUGCACUUUAUAAACGCUGUCACAAGGAAGACCAAGUUUAUACAUGCAAGCUGUCAGACCGGGAGCAUCCCCUCUACCUGCGUUUGGUGGCAGGCCCCAGAACAGAAAUGCUCAGUUUUGUUCUACGUGAGCAUGAAACUGGAGAAGUCAUGUGGGAAGCUUUUAGUAUUCCUGAACUGCAAAACUUCUUGCGUAUACUGGACAAAGAGGAAAAUGAGCAACUGCAAAUCUUAAGGAAGCGUUACGCAGCCUACAGAGACAAACUUGAAGAAGCCCUUGGUGGGGUGUGGAAACCUGGUUAAAAGGGGGCCAAAGGACACUCAGGAAAAAUGCACGCUACCAAAUGUCAAUAUAGCAUGCCAAACCCAACGUACAAAGAGCAGCAGAGAGUAGUUUUCUUUAUUCGGAAGACUGUUUUGUGAUGCCAGGGUACCUGAAUUUUGCUAUAGACUUAGUUCCAUAAGCCAGGUCACUUAGCAUCUUGCACCCACAAGUAAGGGAUUCUGCAUGUUUGUACAUCAGUUUGCAACCCUCUCUGUGCCUGGAGAGUUUUCCAAGUUAUCUUGGUGCAAGCUGUGAAACUGUAAUCAAUUUUCUAGGAUGCUAUGAAAUAAGAUUUUAUUUUUGUUCUUUGCUUUAAUGGUAGCUUUACAAGUAAGGGUGUGCAAAUUGAUGGGUUAAAAAAAAUGAAUAAAACGGUCUGGACAAGAAUUAGUUGGAGCACUAUCUUUGAGAUGGAAUUGAUUUGCACUACCUUUCUGUUUUCAAAUAGUUACUGUAUAAUUUGUGAGGGAACUGUUAUAGAUGGAAGGCAUAUGAGAUCUUGUGGUUUGUUCUGUGAAAUUUGUGGAAGGCUUUAAAGUGGUCUUUCUGGAGAAGGUAAAGAGAAAGUUGAAAAGAAGGUAAGAGUUGAGGGAGGAGAAGUCUAACAGCUGACAGAGGAGGACUGGUUUUAAAUGGAAAUAGUAUUUAUACAGAGGAAAGUUAAAAUACUAAUUCUACAAGAUUAAAGUUUUAGGAUGUUAUAAUAUUGUGAAUAAGUUUUAUGGUUUUUUUUAACUGCAUAAAUCCACACUGGAAAAGAAAUAAAGAUAAUAGAAAUAAUGGGAAGGAAUGAGAGGCAAAAGCUAAAUAAGAAUGGAAAUGGAGCUGCACAUAUAAGCCAUUACUGGAGAAGCUGGUUCCAUAAAUGCAUAGCAAAAAGUGCAGCAAAGCUAAAAAGCUGCUUACUUGAAUUCUGAAGAGUGGUCAGUCUCGGAUAACUCUGUGAGAAAUACCCAUCUAGCAAGUGUUUAGACAUAAGCUGUAACUACAGAUGCAUUUGGUCUUUAUUGUGAUCUUUCCUCUGGCUCAGCAAUUGGAUUUUAGGCUGGAUAAUUUUGAAUUAUAUCUGAAAGACAAAAACAGCUUCCUCUGCUUCUUUGUUUGUUAAAGGCUCAGUCAGGCAAAGAAAGUAGAAUUUCUUAUUCAUGUUUCCAGCUUAGCAGAAAAUUAACAUUUCUUGGCUGUGUUGGUGACUGAGCUUAGUAACUCUUGCUUUUAGUAAUUCAGAGAGUUUUUUUCCUUAUGGUUUUUAAAUUCUUAAUUGAAAAACUGAUUACCAAAUUCUGCAGACUGCUGAUUUACUUGAUUUAAAAGUAGGAAAAAUGUAGCAAGAAAACUUUUUACUUUACUGUAAAUAUAAUUGUUGUUCUUUCAGAGUUAUUUAUCUAAAAAAAAGCACGUUCAAAGGAAACCAAAGAAGUGGGUGUGCAAUACAAGCAUGAGGCAGAUUUGAGUAACUGAUACUUUAGUCACCAUCAUGCCAGAGAGGAAAUGAGUUAUAUAUUGGGGGUAGGGGGGUGGGGAGGUGGAGGAGUGCUAACAAUUUAAGAGCAGCAGAAGUUGGUUUUGUUUUUUCCCUCCACUCUUAGGGUGUUUGUUUUAAAUUCCCAAGGAAUUGUUAAAACUUUGGUGACAUCUAAUGGAUACUGUGUGAAACUCCAAGAUGCUUCUGUUCUUCCCCUUAAUUUGAUGUAAUUGUGCCUUUGUUUCCUUUCCUUAGUAAGACUUUUUUUUUUUUUAACCUCUUCACAGGUUUUUUUUGGUAAAAAGAAUUUGCAAGCUUAAUGAGACAAUCAUAAUGUUUUAAAGUGUUAAGAGAAAUUAAGGGUAGGACUAACUAUAAAGUAUAUAUAAGGCAUAUCUUGUUUGUUUUUUAAUUUCACAUGUAACACUGUAGUGCAUGUGUGAGCUAGUAACAUUAUCCUCAAAUGAGACACUUUAUAAUGGUUCAGGGAAUGCUUUUAUGUUUUGUUACAAUUUGUUUUUCUAUGAAUGCAGCAGCAUGUGGGUGGGUAUUCUGUUAACAUCUACUUAAUUUACGUAUCUGCCCAUAACUAUGUAAUCAUUACAUAAUCGCUGUCGAUAUUGAACCAUUUGUUGCUCAGAUUUAAACACUGUUUGAGUUUAAAAGUGGAGUAUAAAAAUAUGUGAACUUUGUUUUUACUUGAACUAAACUAUCAGUCUUUUAAGUAGGCGCAUCUGCAUUUACUUUAGCCAAAAACCUCAAUCAGUGUUGUAUGCACUAUGAGUCUUGAUUUGGGCUGAAGGGGGUGGGGGUGGGGGACCAAAAUAAACUUAUAUUUUAAUUUUGUCUUAGUCCAUGGUUAAUUAUUGUAAGAUGUCAUGUGUGGGGUUAUUUUUUCUUUUUUUUUUUUUUUUACACACUGGCGAUUACAACAGCUUUAAUUUAAAGGAAAUGGCCAUGCCGUCAGUUUUUCUCUUUUUUUAAUUUUUGCAUCAAAUUGAACUGUCAGAGCUUUUGUUGCAAAACUCUUUUCAUUUCAUUAUAUGAUGGUACCAGAAUGAUUAAAUGAUGUGGGUGGGAGGGAAGGGGAAUGCAGGGAAACAUUCAAAUGUAUGUCUUUAAAAACAAACAUUUAAACUAUUUAUAAUUUUGACAAGCUUAGUUUUAUUUUUGUAGGGAAGUUUUUAUUCCCCUUAAAGUUAUUACUGAAAUGGCAAAAAGUGAUGGUUCCAUUAUUAAAGUUGAAGUUGGCAAUACUUA
Messenger RNA from Harpia harpyja (harpy eagle), 3688 nucleotides. RefSeq names its product Ras association domain family member 3 (gene RASSF3). The transcript is spliced from 5 exons. Gene Ontology annotation, cellular component: cytoplasm. The record is from RefSeq and is a predicted model, not a curated record. Lineage: Eukaryota; Metazoa; Chordata; Aves; Accipitriformes; Accipitridae. The coding region runs from base 171 to 941 and encodes 256 amino acids. Gene Ontology annotation, biological process: signal transduction.